AUGGCGCUACAUAUGUUUAAAAAUAUGACAAACGUUGAAACUAUAAGUGAUGUAGUUGGCUUUCUAGCACCAUUGAGUGUGACAACAAUGAAGAGUAUCAAAUUAUCCACAAUGCAAAAAAAAGUAGAUCAACUUAUUGAAUCUGUUUACAAGCCAGUUGAAUUUUUGAAGUAUUCCUCAGACAUUGGAGUAUUGACAACAAUACGUACAGCAAUGUAUUACCAAAAGUUUGAGUCAAUAUUAUUCGCAAGCAUACUCUCCAUUGUAACUUGCAUCAUAUUCUUAGUGGCGUCAGAAUUAUCAGAAACAGGUCUGGUCAUGCCAGGACAAUUCCCAUUUGACGAAACCGCACCGUGGAUAUUCCAAAUAAUAUUUUUCAUGCAAUUUUGGACGAUUUUCCUGGGCUGUAUAUGGGUCGGGCUAUUCGAUCUUUUGUUACUGGGAUUGAUACGGUGGAUAAACGUUCAAACAUCUAUUUUACAGAGCAAUUACAAAAACUGCGAACCUACAGAAGCUAAACGAGAUAACUUUAUCGUGUCUAAAGAGACUUUUAAUCGAAUUGAGACCUAUGAUUACUUUAAGGUAACGGAAGCCCAGUACAAAAUAAAGGUAUUCAUCCCCUUUGAAAUUGACGAACUAAACGUUGAUAAUGAUUCAUUUGCAUUGAGGCUAAAAAGUUGUAUCAAGAAUCAGAAAAGAAUUGUGAACUGCAUUAAUAACUUCAACGAUACAUUUAGUUUGACAUUAUGUAUUCAAAUAAUAACUAGCAAUGCUGUUACAUGUUUUUAUCUCUAUCAAGCUGCUUGGGCCAUAAAACACAACAAAAGUAUUAUUAAAUGCUGUAUAAUGUUUUUUUCAGUUACUACUGAAUUAUUUUACUACUGUAUUUACGGGACUCUAUUAGGUAUACAGGGAGAUGCACUACGGGAAAGCCAGUAUAAUUCAUCGUGGAAUAACUAUCUAAAUCGUGAGGUAUCCAAUCUUUUGAUAAAUGCAAUGAUAAUGUCUAUAAGACCAAUUGAGAUGAAGGCUGGAUAUUUUUUCACCUUUUCAGUCCAAACUUUUAUUUCCGUUCUACAAAGGGCAUAUUCUUUCUUCGCGAUUCUCAAUACGAUGAUGAAUUAA
Messenger RNA from Cotesia congregata, 1125 nucleotides. NCBI's taxonomy places the organism in Eukaryota, Metazoa, Arthropoda, Insecta, Hymenoptera, Braconidae. The record is from the annotation of a GenBank genome assembly.